Papaver somniferum (opium poppy) is the source of this 630-nucleotide messenger RNA. RefSeq lists its product as uncharacterized. Lineage: Eukaryota; Viridiplantae; Streptophyta; Magnoliopsida; Ranunculales; Papaveraceae. The transcript has 4 exons. Bases 1 to 630 code for a protein of 209 amino acids. The record is from RefSeq and is a predicted model, not a curated record.
AUGCAACAAGUGCACGAAGCAAGGAUAAAUGAAGCAGCUUUUGAACAAGAUGAUGAGGAAGAAAUAACAGAUUUGAUGCGACGUGCCAAACGGACCCUAAAUGUCGUAGCUGGUGCUGCUCUACAAAUGCAACGGGAGUUGCAAUGGUUUAAGGAAGUGGAGAAGGUAGUACAACCUACAUACAUGGAGCUCGAAAACAAAAAGAAACAAACACCAACAGAUGUCUUUGUUAGAGAGCACAAAGACUUAAUGGACAAAGGGGAGCAGUGGAUGAAAGAUGUUAUGGCAUUUUUCUCAUCCGUCACUUCAGUACUAAUGUUCUUAUCUAUUCCGACAUCGCGAUAUGCCAUGGAAGAUUUCCUCGAGUUAUUGCUGAAAAGGUUGAUACUAGGGCUUGCGAGUCUCUUCUUCUCUAUAGCGGCCAUGAUGGUAGCAUUUAGUGCCACACUUUGCCUUGUACUUAACCAGAAGUUAGCAUGGGCUUUUCUUCCAAUUGGUCUGGUGGCUUCUUUCCCUGUAUCACUAUACGUAUUGCUCCAGUUCCCUUUGCUUGUUGAGAUGAUACAUUCUACGUAUUGGCCUGAUCUCUUCCAUGGAGACACAGAGAUCCAACCCGGAACUCAUUAUUGA